Molecule: messenger RNA, 777 nt
Organism: Prunus armeniaca (apricot)
Lineage: Eukaryota; Viridiplantae; Streptophyta; Magnoliopsida; Rosales; Rosaceae
Source: the annotation of a GenBank genome assembly
AUGAUCCAGACUAAUCGCCUGUACUCUGCAGACGACUUGUACAUGCUUCGGCAGGGUGAGGAAGAACCCCUUCAGGAGUAUGCAGCCCGCUCCAGCCAUGAGUACUCUCGUUACCCAGAGACUGACGAUCGCGCUACCUUCGGUGCUUUCAAGAGUGGCCUCCGCAAGUCCAACUUCCGAUACCUGGUCCAUAGUAACCCUUGGAACACGUAUGUAGAGCUAAUGAAGCAGGCAGCCGUUCACGCCAAGGCCAAGUAUUUCAACUCCAAGCGUGGCCCAGCCACCUUUACACGUAGCACCUUUGGUGAUCUUCCACCUGCUUCGGUACCUACCCUAGCCCCACCUCAGCGUUCUAUUCCCAUUCCCGCCCUAGAUAACCAAGGUACCCCGCACCCCAAAAGGAAGGAUAGCUACCAACAUACCUUCAGCAGUAGCAAGCGUGGCAGACAUGGCAACCACCACCAGAUCAAUGGAAGCAACCCUCCCAUGAGAAUGUCUUGGUACAUGAGGCACCUAUCAUACCCAAGCCUCCCCUCCGGAGACCGUCCAACAAGCCUAUGCCAAACACAGGUGUCUUCUGCCAUUUCCAUUAGUUCAGUAGCCACGAUACCGAAUCUUGUGUUGCCUUGCGCAACAUCAUUGAAUGACUUAUUCGUGAGGGGAAGUUGGAUAAAUAUGUGCACAACCUCCCACCCCCCACCUAACCCUCACCAAAGGCAGAUCAACAUGAUCUCCACCAUCAGCGUGAAAUCGACCGCCAUCUUUGUACAAAAAUAA